AUGGUUAAGACUACUUACGCUCUCACGCUCUUCGUGGCCAUGAGCCUGGCCGCGCCGUUGCCGCCGGUUGGCAACGACGCUACCAGCGUUGGCCACAUGCGCCGCGAUGGAACCGGUAAUUUGAUCGGUGCUGGCACCGCGGAUGGUGCGAUCAACGAGAUGAUCAAAGGACUUGCUACUCCCAAGAGCGACCGCCCCAAUGGUGAAGAUAAGAAGAGCAGGAAGGCAUCGGAAAUCAAGGCGGCGGACCAGAAGAAGAAGAAGGAGGAGGAGGAGCGCAAGCCCGUGGUAGCCCACAGCCCUCUAGAGAGUCUUCCGCUUGUUGGUCCGCUUCUCCGGCCCGUUCCUCUGAAGCGAGGCAACGAGGCCCGCUCGUUCACUGGUGACCUGAGUAACCUCCCCCUGCUGGGAUCUAUCUUUGGCGGAAACCAGAACCACCCCGCAAACUCGCCGCACCAGACUGGCGGUGGCCAAAAAGUUGGCAUGCGCCGUAGUUACUCGGAGACUGGCUUCCCUCAGAACUAUGGUCAGAAUGCCGGGCAAAACGCAGGUCAGAAUGCCGGACAAAACGAAGGCCAGAACCACCUCCAGAACUACGGUCAGAACCACGGCCAGAAUGCAGGCCAGAAUGAAGGCCAGAACGAAGGCCAGAAUGAAGGCCAGAACGAAGGCCAGAACUACCUCCAGAACUACGGCCAGAACCACGGCCAAAAUGAAGGCCAAAACGAGGGCCAGAACAUGGAGAAGCGUGGCAAACCCGCCCACCAUACCGAUUCGCUCGGUGCUCUGUGGCUGAUCAACAAGCUGACCAGCGGUGGCUCCGAGCGAGUCAGCCACAAACGCGAAUAUAUGGAUUCGGAAGAUCAGGGCGAGCCCACCGGCCGCGACACCAGCGAUGGCGGUGCCAUUUCCGAUACCGUGACCGAUGCCCUCGACAGCAGUGUUGACCAGAGCUCUGAUGCCGCUGAUAUGACCAUGCCGGUCCGCCGUGACCUGAGCGGCUUGACUGCCACCCUGGCCAAGCUAGAGGGCGCUCCCCAGCCUGGUCAGUCUAAGGCCCAGCCCCACUCCGCCAAGGAAGACAAGAAGAACGACCCUCUCGCCCAGCUCGCUAGCGAGAGCGGCCUCGGCGGUCUCUUCGCCGGAAACACUCACCACGGCCUGGGCCUGUUCCCCAUGAAGGGUCGCCGUGACGUCCACGAGAACGAAGCCCGCGGUGGUUCCCCCAUCCAGGGCUCUGACCUGCCCUCCAUCCUCUUCAGCGGCGGUGUCCUCGGCAAGCUCAGCAAGGUUCUGACCCCCGGCGGAGGCCAGUAA
Molecule: messenger RNA, 1317 nt
Organism: Penicillium cinerascens
Lineage: Eukaryota; Fungi; Ascomycota; Eurotiomycetes; Eurotiales; Aspergillaceae
Exons: 8
Coding region: 1-1317 (438 amino acids)
Source: RefSeq, a predicted model, not a curated record